AUGAUACCACAUGCUCUCCCUUUUCUUUUUUAAUAUUACAUAGUUCGUCUCUCUCUCUCUCCUCUGUCACACACACACACACACACACACACACACACACAUACAGCAUCUUUUUUCUCUCUCUUCAUAAUAAAUAAUUCGAAAGUUCAGACGAAACCACUUUUGUUGUUUGAAUGAAGCCAUGCUGCCAAGAGAUAAUAUUUCGUACUCCGUCUUAUAUAAAAUAGAAAAAACCCUUUUUUGUUUUUCCCCUGCACCCCUCCUUCUUUUUUUUUCUUUCUUUCCAUGAGUUACAAACCUGCGCUUCCGGCUUCUCAGUUAUACAAAAAGCUCAAGAAAGUAGGCAAAGGAGCUUAUGGUUCUGUUUAUAAAGGACUGGAUACUCGAACGAAUAAAGUGAUUGCCAUCAAGGUAUUGAAUCUGGACACGGAAGAAGAUGAUGUGGAUGACAUUCAAAAAGAGAUUUCACUGUUGUCGCAAUUAACGCAUGCCAAGUCACAAAAUAUCACACCGUACUAUGGUAGUUUUUUAAACGAUGCAAAGCUUUGGAUUAUUAUGGAAUAUGCCGCUGGUGGCAGUGUGCGAACUAUUAUGAAGGCGGGGAAUCUAGAGGAGAGAUAUAUCGCUGUGAUUACACGGGAAGUAUUAUUAGCACUUUCUUAUUUGCAUAAAAAUCAAAUCAUACACCGAGAUAUCAAAGCGGCGAAUAUAUUGUUAACGGGAGAAGGUCAUGUGCAAUUAUGUGAUUUCGGUGUAGCUGCAGCCAAUUCAUUCCGUCGAAGCACCUUUGUCGGCACCCCGUAUUGGAUGGCACCCGAGGUCAUUCGAGAGGGAGCUUCCUAUGAUUACAAGGCGGAUAUAUGGUCUUUGGGUAUCACUGUUUAUGAGAUGGCGACGGGAAAUCCACCUUUAGCUAAUAUUGAUCCGAUGCGUGCUAUUUCCGUCAUUCCUAAAUCCGCACCACCCAAGCUUCCUGACACCUUUUCUCCCGCUAUUCGAGAGUUUGUUGAAUCCUGUCUUUCUGAGCACGCCAUCGAGAGGUUGAACGCGGAUGAGUUGUUGAAGAGCAAGUUUAUAAAGAGUGUGAUGAAGGUUCCACGAUCUGCUUUACGUGAUUUAAUUGCACGUUAUGAGAAAUGGAAAAAGACGCAGGAUGCAGCAAAGCGAUGUAGUAUUAUUUCCAACGAGCUCAGUGAAAGUGAUGCAGAGUCGUUGGAUGAGUUUGAUGAGAUGGAUAAUGAAGGUUGGGAAUUCGAUACGAUUAAGGGAAAGACAAGCACAGUGAAGGCAAGUACGGGGUUACAUACACCGUUGAACGAGGAAGAGAUAAAAGGGUAUACACGACCACCUGAAUCCCUACCUCUUGUACGUAUGUUUAUGACGGCAGAACAAAAAGCAGCAGAACAAGUGAGUAUGGCGUCCCCGCCUACACCUCUUUCCACACCACCCAAUGCCGUUAGCACAGCCACAGCCACAGUGAAAGCAGCACCGCCGGCCACUGCGAGUACGACGAUACCGGAUAUACCACAACGGUCUGAUUUUUCGAUGGGGGGUGGAGAUAUACACACAACGGAUUUUUUAUCGUCGCAUUCGAAACGAUUGGUGCCGCGUAAUUUAACAACGCCGGUAUCGAAACUGACACCGAUGACCCGUACAGCGUCAGCGGAAAGUGCGGUGAGCAAGACACGAGCGAGAUCACAUUCUGAGCAACGGGCAGAACCGAUGGUGUCAUUGACAGUACCAAAACUUGCGUCGUCGUCGCCGUUAGCACGACGUGUACGAUCGGCCACGACAUUAAGGCCAACGGUAGAAGAAGAUGCAGUAGGGAGGGUUGUCAGGGCGACGGAAAAGGAAGGAAAAGAUUUGCAUCGACGUAGUAUUAGUGCGGAUAAUGGAAAGAUGGUGCAUAAAGCGGAAUGUGAAGGAGAGGAAGGACGAUGCAAAGAGAGUGUGGCACCGUUGGAUCUGGAUAGGUUAAGAUCUCCACAACAAUUUUAUGAUGCGAUUUGGGCUACAUUGGGAGAUUUAAAUGGGUGGCUUGAUACCUUGGAUACCUCCCUUCAUCAUCUUAAUCUUUCUCAACAAGGAUAAUUGGAGGGGAAAUGAUUCUACUACUAUUAUUUAUUAUUAAUUAAAAAAAAAAAAAAGAGAAGUUAUAGUUUGGGUUCAUGGCUACAUUGUUGUUGUUGUUGUUGCUGUUGUUGAAAUGAAGUGGAUAGACUACCAUGAUCUACAAUGGCUCCGUAACCCUUCAUACG
This is a messenger RNA of Mucor mucedo, 2258 nucleotides long. Its product is annotated as kinase-like domain-containing protein. The transcript is spliced from 7 exons. The record is from RefSeq and is a predicted model, not a curated record. Gene Ontology annotation, biological process: protein phosphorylation. Gene Ontology annotation, molecular function: protein kinase activity; ATP binding. Lineage: Eukaryota; Fungi; Mucoromycota; Mucoromycetes; Mucorales; Mucoraceae. The coding region runs from base 286 to 2091 and encodes 601 amino acids.